AUGAAGCGUUCAAUCUUUGCUAUCAUCUCACUCUUCCUUGCCAGGGAAGAGGAUCACGACUUGAUGACUCAUCAGCGAGAUCCGCUUUUUGAGAUGGACCCUGCCAAACGAGAAAAGUUUGAAGCUGCCCUGAGGCAAAUCUUCCCUCGCCUUCACGCUACUCGUCCUCAUCCCACACGGAGGCCGCAAUUCAAAGAGUUCUGGUCAGAGAUUUUGAAGCUUCGUGCCGAAUCUCUCAACCAGCUUGUGUUUGUCGCUCGCUUCCACACGCAAGAACAUCAGAAUAUCGACGCGAUCUGUGGGUGCGAGGAUCUCAACGAAGAUGCCCAGACCGUCCUCGAGCAGUGGAUCAAUCAGCACUCGCAGUCGACUUGGAGUGAGUUCUUGAAUGAACGGCAGCCUGAGGUUGAUAUAGACACGAGAGAGACGGGGACAAGAUGGGUGGACCUGAUGAUGAGACUGGCUGAACGAGAAGAAGUGGACACGUCGUUGCUAGACGGCGAGUUGAACCUGGACUGCGAGAUGGAGCAUCACAAGAUUGCCCAUGAGAACCUUGGAAGGGAGGAGAACCAAGCGCAGGCAGAGGCAGAUGCUUUGGAACAGUUGAAAUGCACGUUGAUCAAGCACAGAAACGAGAUUGAGCAGAGGGUGCGGGCUGCCGUGUUCCUGUUCAAGAAAAUUGAGAGUGGUGAAUGUGUAGAUCUCUUCAUUGAGAUCUACAUGGCAAGAGGGAUUAAGCAAGUCUUCGAGAAGUACUGCCGAGGACUGCAAGUGAUCGACCCCAAGGAUCCCAAUCUGACUUUCAUACGCACCAGGAGCUGCUGUCCGACUAGUUCCAACAAGAAGGAGCGUACUGACUUCACGUGUCUUGAUGCAAAGUGCACACUAGAAUCGUUGCACAGGUUGAAUAUGGAGGGAGUCAAGUAUGUUCAAGUGUACCUUGUCGAGACGGGAGAGAAAAAUGGGCAGAAAAAUCAGAAUUUCACGACCAAGGACCGCAAGAUCAUCCAUCCAUGCUUCGUUGACAAGUGUGUUCGAAGAUACAAGGUAGAGCAAGGGUGCGAUAUUGGAAUCAUCGUCAAGGUUCUUCCCAACCAUCUCGAUGACUCUGAUUCUCCCCCCUUGUAUUUCACCGAAUCGUCGGGCACUUCCCUACAGCUUGGUGAAAGUGUCAUGACCAAGAAGAUUGAUAUGAGAGGAAAGACCGAGGUGAAUGCUUGUAUAACACAUAGUGGAGACCUGGAAAUUUUGCAGAUCCAGCUCCAGACAGUUUGA
This is a messenger RNA of Guillardia theta CCMP2712, 1275 nucleotides long. RefSeq lists its product as hypothetical. The coding region runs from base 1 to 1275 and encodes 424 amino acids. The transcript is spliced from 3 exons. NCBI's taxonomy places the organism in Eukaryota, Cryptophyceae, Pyrenomonadales, Geminigeraceae. The record is from RefSeq and is a predicted model, not a curated record.